AUGCAACCCUCCGGCAGACCAUCUCUCCUCGAGAAGCACCCCGACGACAUCGUAGUCACAUCAUGUCUGCGCACCGCCAUCACCAAGGGAGGUCGCGGAGGCUUCAAGGACACCGCCGGCGCUGAUCUCCUCACCGGUGCCUUUAAAGCCCUCAUCGAGCGCUCUGGCAUCGACCCAAACCUCGUUCAAGAUAUCGCUGUGGGCAACGUACUUGCACCAGGCGGCGGCGCCACCGAGUUCCGCGCAGCUGCUUUGGCCGCAGGCUUCCCAGACAGCACUGCUGUCCACUCCCUGAACCGACAAUGCAGCUCCGGGCUGCAAGCAUGCGUCGAGGUCGCCAAUGCAAUCAAGGCCGGCAUGAUCGAGGUCGGCAUCGGUGCCGGAGUCGAGAGCAUGAGCACACAGUACGGCCCAACCGCUGUGACCGAAUUCAGCGACAACCUCCAGGCACACCCCAAGGCAGCCGAGUGCCAAGUGCCCAUGGGCCAGUUGAGCGAGCAGAUGGCAAAAGACAAGGCUAUUGCUCGGAAAGAUCAGGAUCAAUUUGCGGCCGAGAGCUAUCGAAGGGCCGGCGAGGCGCAAAAGAAGGGACUUUUCGACGAGGAGAUUGCACCUCUGAAGGUGAAGUGGACAGAUCCCAAGACUGAGGAGGAGAAGGAGAUCACUGUUGCGAGGGAUGACGGCGUGCGCGAGGUCACUGCUGAGUCUCUCGGCAAGAUCAAGGCUGCUUUCUCCAAGACCGGCUCCAUCCACGCUGGUAACGCAUCUCAAAUCUCCGACGGUGCUGCUGCUGUUCUUCUCAUGAAGCGCAGCACCGCUGAGCGCCUCGGACAACAAGUCUUGGGCAAGUACGUCACGGCAUCAGUCAUCGGUGUACCGCCACUUCUCAUGGGAAUUGGACCAUGGAAGGCAAUCCCAGUGGCUUUGGAGAAGGCUGGCAUCACCAAGGACGAUGUCGACGUUUUCGAGGUCAACGAGGCUUUCGCUUCGCAAUGUCUGUGGUGCGCCAACGAGCUUGGUCUGGACAUGAGCAAGGUCAACCCGCUUGGUGGUGCGAUCGCCUUUGGCCACCCACUGGGCUGUACCGGUGCUCGACAGGUGAGCACAUUGCUCUACCAGCUCAGGAGGACGAAGAAGCAGAUCGGUGUAACUUCCAUGUGCGUGGGAACUGGUAUGGGUAUGGCUGCUGUUUGGGUAGCAGAGUAG
Zymoseptoria tritici IPO323 is the source of this 1206-nucleotide messenger RNA. RefSeq names its product beta ketoadipyl CoA thiolase, TH1 (gene TH1). Bases 1 to 1206 code for a protein of 401 amino acids. The record is from RefSeq and is a predicted model, not a curated record. Gene Ontology annotation, cellular component: peroxisome. Gene Ontology annotation, biological process: fatty acid beta-oxidation; phenylacetate catabolic process. NCBI's taxonomy places the organism in Eukaryota, Fungi, Ascomycota, Dothideomycetes, Mycosphaerellales, Mycosphaerellaceae. Gene Ontology annotation, molecular function: acetyl-CoA C-acyltransferase activity. The transcript is spliced from 2 exons.